Hyla sarda is the source of this 6197-nucleotide messenger RNA. It is a transcript of the gene ZNF106, whose product is annotated as zinc finger protein 106. The transcript is spliced from 22 exons. NCBI's taxonomy places the organism in Eukaryota, Metazoa, Chordata, Amphibia, Anura, Hylidae. Gene Ontology annotation, molecular function: SH3 domain binding; RNA binding. Gene Ontology annotation, cellular component: cytosol; membrane. Bases 155 to 5671 code for a protein of 1838 amino acids. The record is from RefSeq and is a predicted model, not a curated record.
UGAUAUAACGCGGAACAAGCCCCGUUAGUAUGCUCCUGUUCCGGAAGAGUCUGGUUCCCAUGGUAACAAUGUUACGUAGGACGCCAUGUUUUACGCGCUGGUGACCGGAAGCGGAAGUGGCUGAUAUGGCUUGAGUUUUUAGUAAGAAGAGACAAUGGUGCGUCAACGAAAAUGCAUCUUGUGCGAAAUUGUAUACAGUUCCAAAAAGGAAAUGGAUGAACACAUGCGUAGCAUGCUUCAUCACAGGGAGCUGGAGAACUUACAGGGCAGAGACUGCAACCAUGAAUGCCGGGUCUGCAGGGUGACUGUGGUGGGCCUCUCAACAUAUGCCAAGCACAUCUCAAGUCAGCUACAUAAAGAUAAUGUUGAAGCCCUGGAAAAGGAAGAAGAGAAGGAGGAGGCUGAGGAAGAAUACUUUGACAAGGAACUUGUCCAGUUGAUUAAUAAAAGGAAGGAGCAAAGCCGGCAAGAGGAGACCCGUUACUCCUCCAAAGAUGAUGAAGCUGAUAAUUAUCAGAGGAGGAGAGAAGACCGUCUUCCAUUUCAAGAGGCAGGCCAACAAGAGUGGCUCCGAGAUCCAUCAGAUCGGAAUUGGCAGUGGCAAAAUGACUGCUUCAGUAAAUCAAGACAGAGUUUUAUACAUCCUGCUUUAAAUCACAAGUCUAAUAGACAUCUCAGUAAUCCAAAUGGGAGAUCUGGUUGGCAUAUAAACAGUCCUUCAAAUCGACAUUUAAUCCAUGUUAAUGUUGGAGGCACUUGGCACUCAAAUGCAGGGGGGGCAACCAGCUGGCACCAAAGAAGCACAAGUAGAAAUUUUCAUUGGCCUCAAGAAGGCAGUGAAAAUUUUUCCAACCAGCAUCCUAGAAACUGUGGUGGAAAUCGGCAAUCUAAUUCAUAUAAUGGUAACCAGUGGAAAUUUGGUAAUACCGAUGCGUUUCCUCAAGGAAGAAACAGACCAUCAAGACACAGCGACACUGUUCAGGAAAAUGAUCCAAGGUGGAAUACAAAAAACUGUGCAUCCAGCUCUUUCUGUAAAGAAAGAUUUAAAUGGAAAAAUGUUGAUAGUAAAACCAGCAGUAGCACACCUAUCCCUAACUCAAGUGUAAAACCUUCAAACAAUACAGAAAGCUCAUCCAGUUCUAAAGUGAACAGUUCAAAAAAUAAAAAUAGCUUACCAAAUUCUAAUGUGACCUCUUCAAAAGCUACUGAGGACUUUACAAGUAAUAAACAUAUUGCAGACAAGUUCUUGGGGUUUAAAAUUUCAGAGAAUUUAGAUGUUUCAUCCAAAACAAAACCUACACAAUGCUCUGAGAAGAGCAUUAACCCAUUAAGAGAGAAACCCCAUCGAUGGUCUCCUUAUCCAUCACAAAAAGUCUCUGAGAUUCAACAAACAACUCCACAAUCUGUUGACAAAGAUCUAGCUGAUCAGUCAGACAAGACCAAAGAGACCGAAAGUGGAGAUCCGAAGAAAGACCAAAUAUUGGGAGACAAAAAUGUUCCAGAAUUUUCUCCUGAACCGUCAGAUGGAAAGAAAACUCACCACAGUGAAUCAACUUGCUACCGCAUGCCUUCGCUAAAAUCCCCCCUAUGUAACAUAUCUGAUGUAAAAGUUUUAACUUUAAAAAGAGAUCAGAAAAACCCUUUAAAAGGCGUAAAACUGAACUCUUCAACUACAUUUGGGGAGAGACAGAAUCGAUUAAGUGCUCUUAAUUUAGAAACAAUUCGGUCAAAUUCUUACAUAUCCAAGUUGCGAAGUGCAUCCAAAAAGACAAAUCAAGAGCCCCAAGAUGGCGGCAAGAAAGAACCAGUCGAAACUCUUAGUGAGGUACUGCGCAAGGCCAAGGAAAUGCUUCGUAGUAGCCAGGCAAUUCAGAGUCCAUACGUGCAGUCUCUUAGUAAUUCCCCCAACCAUGACAACAGCACAAGAUCUGAGGCGUCUAACAAUUCCCUUCAGACUGGUAUUUCCUUUGAUGAUACCUUAGAAGAUGUGAGCGACGAUGACUUUUUCUGUUCUGAGGAAAAAAUGGCUACUGCGGAGGAGUCCAACAGCUGUUAUACAAACCAGGAGAGGGUCGAAGACUUAAAAACCACUGAAAACACUCCAUCUAUUACUAGUUUUGUCCAAUUCACAGACACAGCUGCCAAUUCACAAAGCAACUCUGAGUCUCUUGACUGUGAAAAUGACCAGAAUUCUCACCCUUGUCAAGACUAUCACGAUACUGACACUUUAGAAAAUGUUGCCGAUCUUGAAUUACAAAAAGAGGCUACACAUUUGACCAAUACAAUCUUACCAGAACUAAGCAAGCUGGGGCUUCCUGUUUCCCUACAGAGAGAUCUAACUAGACACAUAAGUUCACGAAGCAAAGCUGGAUCACAUCUCCCUGAGCCCAACCUUAACAGUGCCCGACGCAUCAGAAAUGUGAGUGGUCACCGCAAAAGUGAGACUGACAAGGAUUCAGGUCUGAAACCAACCCUAAGGCAAAUUCUGAAUGCUUCGAGAAGGAAUAUAAAUUGGGAGCAGGUCAUCCAGCAUGUGACCAAGAAGAAGCAGGAACUAGGCAAGGGUUUGCCCAGAUUUGGUAUAGAAAUGGUAGCACAGGUUCAAAGUGAACAGGAAGGUCUUGACUUUGAUGAAGAAUCAGACUUGGGAAUUGAAAGUUACCAUUGGGAAGCCAUCACUGCAAGUCCACUGGGCUCAUCACGGAAGCGGAGCCUCUCUGAAAGCAGUGUUAUUGUGGAAAAGGCCUCUGUUUUUGACAUUAUUAACAACCAUAGCACAGAGUCAUCAUGUGGGGGACAAAACAGUACAACUCUGCACAUAACACAAGCCGCAAGUGGACAAGAAGUGUCUUCUUCUAAUGUCAAACAUCCCAAAGGUCAGAAAGAUGAGCGAGGCCUUCUUGUGAGAUCUUCCUCUGCAGCUGACAUGACAGAUCUUUCUAACCCAGCAUUUUCUGAAACCUCACAAAGUCAGAGGAGCAACGUGGAUACCUGUGCAGCCUCAGACAGCUUGCGCAUGUGUCAGAGCGCUAGUGAAGAUGUGGUUCUCAGUGCUGCUCAAUGUAUAGAAGCCAAUAAUGCUGAUGGAGCUACUGAUAGCUGUACAUCUAGCACUGAACAAUAUGAUGGUCCUGGAGUUGGAAAGAAAAGAAGGGCCACUGGGGAUGGUUCCUGCCCUGAAGCCUCAAACCUUGAAAGAAACAAUAAAAGAAGAAAACUACGUGGAAGGAAAGAGCGUUCCCAAGUGGAUCAGCUGUUAAACAUCUCCAUAAGAGAAGAAGAGCUAAGCAAUUCACUCCAGGGAGUCGACAGCAGCCUUCUACAAGCCCGCGCUUCUCUGCAAGCUGCUUACAUGGAAGUUCAGCGUCUGAUGGUGUUAAAACAGCAGAUAUCAAUGGAGAUGAGCGCCAUGAGGACACAGAGAAUUCAGAUUUUACAAGGAUUACAAGAAACCUAUGAACCCACCAAUGAUGGGAAAGAGGGAUCAAACAGCGAACUACAGACACCAGUCUUGUCUCCAGGAAAUGUAUUUCCUUUUUUCUUGGAGACUCCAGCUUUUCGGUUGUCUCCACACCCAGAAUCAGAUAUCCCCAUCCUGCCACCUUCUGUCCCCGUGUGCACUUCACCAACUGUCCCUGCUGUUCCUGAUUCCUCUAUUAUGAUUAAACAAGAACCACUUUCGCCUAUAAUAGUGGAGGACAAUGUUAUUGCACCACAGCUGCUGCCGCUACCACCAUCGGCCCAAGCACAGUCCACCCCUCCGCCACAGACGAACGGUGAACAUGAUCAAAAUACAUCCUCUCUGUAUCCAAUCAUUACAGCUACCAUGUCUCUUGCAGAGUUAACCAGCAAAUUUCCAGCUGUUGCUAAAACUAGUGUAUCUGUUGCUACAUCACCACUAGUAUAUGGCUCCCAAAAAACAGACUCUGACAGUACAGAAAAUCAUCCUGCUCCUGUUCAGAGUCCCCAACAAGGUCAAGUUCUAACAACCAAUAUAUCGACACAAGAGACCACUUGUUCAACAGGCCCUGCAGAGAAUGGAGAGUCAACUCUUAUUACCAUUGAAACAAAAUCAGGGAAAAAAAAGAAAAAGUUGCGCAAGAAGAAAACCUUAAGAGCUGCGCAUAUACCUGAAAAUAGUGACACUGAGCAGGACAUUGACAGUAAGCCAGUGAGAAAGGUCAAGUGUAGAAGACUGUCUAAGGAAACAACAGUAAGUACUUCUACUUCUCUGGAACAGGAGGGUGACACUGCAUCGCAGGAAGCAGAGUUGAAUAGAGUGGGCAAUUACAGUGAUUCCAACAUUGAAGUGAUGGAAAUAAAAAAUCCUCGGUUCGAGGUGGUGGAGAUAGACUCUCAUUCUGAUGAUGAAAAACCAGACAGUCCAUGUAAAAAUGACCUUGCAGAUUUUGUGUGCUCAAGCCAGGGGCAUAUCGAAACACAUGAUGAGGUUACCUCUACCAGUGAACUGGGCACGAACUAUUCAGAAGAAAUCCUAAGAAAGGCUAAAACUUGCAGAGACUCCAGUAAUGCGGUAAAGAUUUCAGCAGAAGUGUCAUCAGAACCCGGUGAAGAAGACCAACCUACAGAAGGCAGCUUUGAAGGACAUCAAGCAUCUGUUAAUGCCCUUCAGAUCUUUGAUGGCACACUGUACACAUGUUCUGCAGACAAAUCAGUGCGAGCUUACAACCUUGUGACCCGGAAAUGUGAAGGUGUUUUUGAAGGACAUACAUCAAAAGUCAAUUGCCUCCUCGUCACUCAGCCACAUGGGAGGAAUGCUAUGCUGUAUACUGGAUCUAGUGACCACACAGUCCGAUGCUUUUCUAUAAAGUCCCGAGAAUGUAUUGGAACCUUAGAUCUUGAAGAACGAGUCCUGUGUCUGCAUGUCAGAUGGAAAAUCCUCUAUGUGGGACUUGCCAAUGGAACAGUAGUCACAUUCUCCAUUAAGAACAACAAGCCCAUUGAUGUGUUUGAGUGCCACGGUCCUCGGGCAGUUAGCUGCUUGGCAACAGCUCAGGAGGGAGCUCGAAGAUUACUGCUCGUCGGUUCCUAUGAUUGUACGAUCAGCGUUCGAGAUGCCAAUAAUGGCCUCCUGCUUCGCACUUUAGAGGGUCACACUAAAACAGUCCUUUGCAUGAAGGUUGUCAACGACUUGGUGUUCAGUGGUUCAAGCGAUCAGUCUGUCCAUGCUCAUAACAUUCAUACAGGGGAACUGGUGCGAAUUUAUAAAGGACACAAUCAUGCCGUCACUGUAGUUAAUAUCUUGGGGAAAGUCAUGGUGACAGCCUGCUUGGAUAAAUUUGUUCGUGUUUAUGAGUUGCAGUCACAUGACCGGUUACAAGUCUACGGAGGACAUUCAGAUAUGAUCAUGUGUAUGACAAUCCACAAAAGUAUGAUCUACACAGGCUGCUAUGACGGAAGUGUCCAAGCCGUGCGUUUGAACUUGAUCCAGAAUUACCGCUGCUGGUGGCACGGAUGCUCACUUAAUUUUGGUGUUGCCGAACAUCUGAAACAACAUCUACUGACAGAUCACACAAAUCCAAACUUCCAAACGCUGAAGUGCAGGUGGAAAAAUUGUGAUGCAUUCUUCACAGCCCGGAGAGGUUCCAAACAGGAUGCUAUUGGACACAUUGAACGUCAUGCUCAAGAAGACAGUCUAAUCAACAUGUAAAGAAGCACUCUACCUCCCAUAUUGGGAAGAUCCUUUCUUAGCAACAUUGAGAAAAUUUUUACAACUGUGAACGUCUUGGCCUUCCUGCACGUUACACCCUGAAACUAGCUGGAAGAUGUAAUGUGCAGUGAAGUGUCUUCUCUCCUUAUUGUCAGUGACCGCACACAAAGCGACAGCCGAAACGGCUCCUAUGUCUAUGGUCCUUGUCACUCUUAUGUCCGGCGUCCUUGUUCUUUAUUUUACAUUGCUUAUUUAUUUGGUCUUACGGAACAAGAAAAACGUUUUAACUGUUCAAAGUAUAUGUUUUUCCGUUUCUCAUGGGCACAGCAUGAAGAGACGCACCAUAGCUUUGUUAUUCCACUUUCAUUCUUAAAAUUCCACUUUUACAUUUUUAUAGUUGAUCCUUCUCAUGUUUUUAAUUUCACUGACAAAUCUCAUCAGUUCAGUUCUGCAGGUAAAUUUACUCAUAGAAAUCCAAGUUAACAGAUAUUUUUUUUCCCCCUCUUUUUUAACACUUAAAGGGGAA